Trypanosoma grayi is the source of this 996-nucleotide messenger RNA. Its product is annotated as zinc finger domain-like protein. NCBI's taxonomy places the organism in Eukaryota, Euglenozoa, Kinetoplastea, Trypanosomatida, Trypanosomatidae. The record is from RefSeq and is a predicted model, not a curated record. Gene Ontology annotation, molecular function: palmitoyltransferase activity. The coding region runs from base 1 to 996 and encodes 331 amino acids. The transcript has a single exon.
AUGGAGGGGCUACCCACGCUUGUUGUGGCGUUUCUUGAGCGAUGCAGCUCCUGUGUGUACACAUUAGUGCAGUUGGGCGGUAUCGUCGUCUUUGCCUUUGGUCUGUCGUUGAUUGUGUUCUGUACAUUGACGUUUGUCCGAAUUGCCCUCCCGCUGAUGGCGACGCCGGGAUCGCUUUACUUUCUGAUCUUCUGGGCAGCCUCUAGCGCAUUAUCUUUCUGCAUUCUCUUCAACUACGUGGCGGCUGCAUUGUUCCGCAGCCCCGCUGUGAGCGCGGCGGAGACCCGGCGUCUUGCUCUUGAGGGUGAGGCGCUGCCACUGCGGCAACAGCGCCGUCUGUUGGAGGCGCCUUCCCGUUUCUGUGUCCUGUGCGACCGCUACAAAGCGCCGCGCGAGCAUCACUGUCGUGUGUGCAAGCGGUGCGUGACGAAGAUGGAUCACCACUGCCCAUGGAUUAACAACUGCGUUGAUGCCGAGAAUCACCGCUUUUUUUUCCUCUUUCUUGUCUACCUCCUGCUGGGCGCCGGCCUCGCCACCGUGUGUCUGGGCGUUUCGAAUGUGUGCUCGUUGUGGAGCGAGGCAGGGGUGCUUGACUCCUAUGAUCUCUAUCGCAACCGCUUUACGAGCUUUCCGGUGAUUUUCACACUUUUUUUGUGCAGCGCCAUCUCUGUGUGCAUGAUAUUUUUUGUUGGAUGGACGGGGCUGCACAUUUUGCGAAACGAAACUCAAAUUGAGAGGUUUAUCGUGCAGCAGAAGGAGCACCUCACGCGCAACAGCAUGGCUCCCUUCCGCAACCCGUAUGACCUCGGGCGGUGGCGCAAUAUUCUAGAGGUUUUCGCGACGAAAGGGGAUCCGCUAAUCCACCGCGUCGACAGGGGGGGACUUGUAUCGAACGCUGUGCUCGCAUUGUGGCUGCUUCUGCCCACACUUCGACCCGCCAAGUGUGAUGGCUUGCACUACCAAACAUUUGACGAUGAGGUGAUGCAGUUGGUAUAG